Molecule: messenger RNA, 1591 nt
Organism: Osmerus eperlanus (European smelt)
Lineage: Eukaryota; Metazoa; Chordata; Actinopteri; Osmeriformes; Osmeridae
Product: zinc-binding protein A33-like
Exons: 6
Coding region: 1-1410 (469 amino acids)
Biological process (GO): protein ubiquitination
Cellular component (GO): cytoplasm
Molecular function (GO): zinc ion binding; ubiquitin protein ligase activity; protein binding
Source: RefSeq, a predicted model, not a curated record
AUGACCUACCAAGACCCUGUGAGUCUGAGCUGCCGGCACAGCUUCUGCCGCUGCUGUCUGAAGGCAGCCUGGGAGCAGGGGAAGAAGCGGCAGUGCUCCGUCUGUAAACGCAAGUCCUCCAAUGAGAUUAAUCAGCCCGACCUGAAGCUGGCCAACAUCGUGGAGGCUUUCCUGCAGAAGGAAGGAGCGAAGGGAGGGGGCGAGGGUCACGCAGAGGGUCCCGGAGUGUGUGUGACCCAUAGGAAGAAGCUCAAGGGGUUCUGUGGGGAGUGCGAGGUGCUUCUGUGUGCAGUGUGUGUGGAGGCGCAUUCCAAGCACACUCACCAGACAAUUGAAGUGGCUGCAGAAGUGUGUAAGAGUAAACUCGAUUCGCUGCUGAAAGCUCUUGGCGCUCGGGCAGACUUGAAUCUGGUGAGAGAUGCUAGCAACAAUGCCGCACUGUUCAUCAAGAACCAGGCCCAGGAGACGGCAGGCCAGAUUCGAGAGUUUACCCAGCUGCACCAGUACCUGAAGGAGGAGGAGGAGACCAGGCUGGCGGCCCUGAAGCAGGAGGAGGGGAGGAAGACAGCAUCACUGGCUGAGAGGACGGCCCGUCUGAUCAGCGAGAUGGCCUCGCUCUCUGAGAAGAUCACUGACAUAGAGAACAGGAUGGAGACUGAUGCACUCUUUUUCCUAAAGAUCUACAAAGACAUUAAACUCAGGGCCCAGCAGAGCAUUACAGACCUGGAGCCUGUCUCUGGGUCUCUGAUUGAUGUGGCCCAACACCUGGGCAAUCUAAGGUUUAAGGUGUGGAAGAAGAUUCAGGAUAAAGUGACAUACACGCCUGUGACCUUGGACGUGAACACAGCUCACGCCGACCUGCUCAUCUCUGGGGGCCUUUUGGAAGUUAAAGAUGGACGGGUGUCCCGGGAGGUGCCUGAUAACGCUGAGCGCUUUGACAGUUCAGUCAGUGUGCUCGGUUCCCAAAGCUUCAGCUCUGGCACACACAGCUGGGAGGUGGAGGUGGGGCCUAAGAAGGCGUGGACUCUGGGUGUGGCCAAAGGGGGCGUGACCAGGAAGGGCAGUGUAACCGUCAGCCCGAAUGGUGGGAUUUGGGCGGUGGGCCUGUGGAACGGGACAGAGUUCAGUGCUGGGACAGCCCCUCUGGGAACCCCUUUGACCUUGAACAGAAAACCCCAGAAGGUCAGGGUUCAGCUAGACUAUGAGGGAGGCAAGGUGUCAUUCCACGAUUCCAGUGACAUGUCCCUAAUUUACACGUUUAAGGACAGCUUCAAGGAGAGGCUGUUCCCCUACUUUUCUCCCUGUCUGAACUCUGAUGGCAGCAACCCUGGUUCUCUGAAGAUCUGCCCUGAGAACGUGUGUGUCACUGUCACUCAAACAGCCCUCUCGAAGAAGACUAUUCAACCGUGAAGUGCACAGUACAGAGUGUACAGUCACACACAUCCCUAUGGUUUCUUCAGUGGUUAAGUGUUUGGCUGUCGUUUUGUUACACUACUUUGUGCGCAAUGUUAUGUUCCGUAAUUUCAACGUGAUUUUCAUCGACCCUCCCGAUUACCUUUCAAUAAAAAUGUGACGUUUUGUAAAUCCUCUG